AAGGCAACGCCGGAAGCGAGGAAGGUGCUGUGUAAUCAUUGAGAAGUUGAGACACUUGGAGCUCCUAAAAUGCCGGAUUACCUCGGUGCGGAUCAGCGUAAAACCAAAGAGGAUGAGAAGGACGACAAGCCUAUCCGAGCACUGGAUGAGGGGGAUAUUGCCUUGCUGAAAACUUAUGGUCAGAGCACUUACUCUAGGCAGAUCAAGCAGGUUGAAGAUGAUAUCCAGCAACUUCUCAAGAAAAUUAAUGAGCUCACAGGUAUUAAGGAGUCUGACACUGGCCUGGCCCCACCAGCACUCUGGGAUUUGGCUGCAGAUAAGCAAACGCUCCAGAGUGAACAGCCUUUACAGGUUGCAAGGUGUACAAAGAUAAUUAAUGCUGAUUCAGAGGACCCAAAGUACAUUAUCAACGUGAAGCAGUUUGCAAAGUUUGUGGUAGACCUCAGUGAUCAGGUGGCACCUACUGACAUUGAAGAAGGAAUGAGAGUUGGUGUGGACAGAAAUAAGUAUCAAAUUCACAUUCCACUGCCUCCUAAGAUUGACCCAACAGUUACCAUGAUGCAGGUUGAGGAGAAACCUGAUGUCACAUACAGUGAUGUUGGUGGCUGUAAGGAACAGAUUGAAAAACUUCGAGAAGUAGUUGAAACCCCACUACUUCAUCCAGAGAGGUUUGUUAACCUUGGCAUUGAGCCUCCCAAGGGUGUGCUGCUUUUUGGUCCACCAGGUACAGGCAAGACACUCUGUGCCCGGGCAGUUGCUAAUAGGACUGAUGCUUGCUUCAUUCGCGUUAUUGGAUCUGAACUUGUACAGAAAUACGUUGGUGAGGGUGCUCGAAUGGUUCGUGAGCUCUUUGAAAUGGCCAGAACCAAAAAAGCCUGCCUUAUAUUCUUUGAUGAAAUUGAUGCUAUUGGAGGGGCUCGGUUUGAUGAUGGUGCUGGAGGUGACAAUGAAGUGCAGAGAACGAUGUUAGAACUGAUCAAUCAGCUGGAUGGUUUUGAUCCUCGAGGCAAUAUCAAAGUGCUGAUGGCCACUAACAGACCUGAUACUUUGGAUCCAGCACUAAUGAGACCAGGGAGGCUGGAUAGAAAGAUUGAAUUUAGCUUACCAGAUCUAGAAGGUCGUACUCACAUCUUUAAGAUUCAUGCUCGUUCAAUGAGUGUUGAAAGAGAUAUCAGAUUUGAAUUGUUAGCACGACUGUGUCCAAAUAGCACUGGUGCCGAAAUUAGAAGCGUCUGCACAGAAGCUGGUAUGUUUGCAAUCAGAGCACGGCGAAAAAUUGCUACUGAGAAGGAUUUCUUGGAAGCUGUAAAUAAGGUCAUUAAGUCCUAUGCCAAAUUCAGUGCUACUCCCCGCUACAUGACCUACAACUGAGCCCUGAAGGCUUUCAAACGAAACACUUCUUUUAAUUGGAAUCCUAACCUUAUAGAGACUCGCUAACAACCAUUUCACAUAAAAAUAAAUGGUUUCAAAAUCAUAUGCUUUUUUCAGCUCUCUUUUCUCUGUACUACAGUAGAAGGUGAUAUCUAAAGUCAUUAGGAAGAAAAGUUUAUUACAAUGUAUGUUGACUUUUUUGAUUCAUUACCAUUUAAGGGUUUCACAUCAUAUAAAGUGCUAGCUUAGACCAUGUAUAUUCUGGGUAUAUGCUAGGUGCUGUACGUACAUUAUCUUAUUGUAUCCUCUCAUCUGCCCAGUGAGGUCGAUUUAAUGGAUCUUGAUCUGAUGAAUACAAAAACUUUCCUAAUUUACUCAGUGGCAGAGCUGGGCUUCAAGUGCAAGUUUGUCAGCUCCACCACCUACGUGAAUAAUCUUCAUUCUCUUCGACCCCUCAUCAGAAUAACCCGGCUAGGCAAAUGACCACGUGUAUUACAGUGAGUUUUCCCCUACCAUGUUGAAUAAUGAAGCUUUGGCCAAACUUUUUUUAAAGUGGAAGAAAUGUGAUGUAAUAUGUCUUGCUUUGCAGUGGACUUUUAAAUUAAUCAAGAAUUAGUUUUAAAAAAGGUAAAAAAAAAACAAAAC
Messenger RNA from Trichechus manatus latirostris (Florida manatee), 2016 nucleotides. It is a transcript of the gene PSMC2, whose product is annotated as proteasome 26S subunit, ATPase 2. The coding region runs from base 70 to 1371 and encodes 433 amino acids. Lineage: Eukaryota; Metazoa; Chordata; Mammalia; Sirenia; Trichechidae. The transcript has 12 exons. Gene Ontology annotation, molecular function: proteasome-activating activity; ATP binding; ATP hydrolysis activity. Gene Ontology annotation, biological process: proteasome-mediated ubiquitin-dependent protein catabolic process. The record is from RefSeq and is a predicted model, not a curated record. Gene Ontology annotation, cellular component: proteasome regulatory particle, base subcomplex.